Filobasidium floriforme is the source of this 1788-nucleotide messenger RNA. RefSeq lists its product as uncharacterized. Gene Ontology annotation, molecular function: protein kinase activity; ATP binding. Gene Ontology annotation, biological process: protein phosphorylation. The transcript is spliced from 7 exons. The record is from RefSeq and is a predicted model, not a curated record. The coding region runs from base 1 to 1788 and encodes 595 amino acids. NCBI's taxonomy places the organism in Eukaryota, Fungi, Basidiomycota, Tremellomycetes, Filobasidiales, Filobasidiaceae.
AUGAACAUAAAGUGGAACGACGAAGGCGAAAGACUGCCAAGCGGCACCAUACUCCACAUCCGACAAGCUGGUCUCAAGAUCGCUUCAGCCAAAGGAUACUGUAGCACCUAUUGGAGGCUAGGAGAACCACUAGGAGAGGGCAAUUUGAUCGUGUACGAGGCAACGCCGGUCCGACUGGAAGAAGUCUCAAAGGGGGACGAUGGAGAAGGGAUUGUCGCGGAAGAGGUCGAAGCAGGAGGGAAGGAGAAGCGGAAACGCACGACGACUACGGAGAGCGAAAAAGUGGAAGAAGUAUCCGCCAGCGUGGCCCCUGUCGAUGUAUCUCCUUCAGGCACGGUUCGCAACUCCAAAGGCCGCUUCAGCAAGAAGACGAAGGGGAAGGGCAAGGAAAUUGUCAGACAUACGACCUCUACCUCGACCACAUCAAUCUCAGGUCCACACACCCCAUCGACCCCAAGCCCACACACCGCCUCGACCUCGAGGCCGCACACCGCAUCGAGUACGAGUUCCCAUACCGUAUCAUCGCUGCCCCCCGCUCUCUUCGUACCUAUUGAUGGAGAAAAGGUAGCGAUCAAAUUCAAGUACACGCCGGCGGUCGAUUCAACCGAGCGCCUGGGACAAUUGGGCAAGGAGUUUGACCUUGCUAUCGAAAUUGGGCACAGCGUUCUACAGCCCUAUAUGUGUGGAUGGGUUGAGAUACUCCUCCCAGGUCAUGAAUGGAUGGUUGGGCUAUUCACAGUCCUGGUCAUGCCGAUCUAUACCUGCCUGGAUACCUUUCUUGAAGAUGACAACAAGGAUGCCCUUCAUAUCUUCAAGAAAGGACUAGAGUCCUUGUACAGGUUCCAUCAAACAGGCUAUGUCCACUGUGAUUUGAAGUGGGGAAACAUCAUGGCAUCUGCCUCAAGCGAAGCGGCUAUCUCGAGCAAAGACGUCGAAGUCGUCCUGAGCGAUGUCGAGGGGGUCAAGAAGGUUGGGGAUUUUCAAGGGAUGCACGCGACAUAUCAGUAUAUGCCAAUCAGCGUCGUCACCUCAUUCCUGCUGAAAGCGAUGGUUGAUGAAGAUCUAGAUCACACUGAAGUCACUGCAAACUUGUUAAAGACUGCAAUUCCAAGGGUCUAUGAUACUGACAUCGAUUAUUGGGCAUAUGGGGUGAUGGUACUGGAGCAUUAUUGCCAGGGAUAUGUUCUUGCCAACUUCGAUGUUGAGCGACUGAUGAAUGUUGUUUACAAGCAGACGAAGGAAAAGGACAUCCUCCAUGCUGUGGACGAUCUACGCCGGGCCUUCACGGAUAUCUACGAUAACAGGUCAUACGAAAACGACAUCGCUGACGACGACGAAGUCAAGUCUGACACAGUUAAGAACGAGGAGAUCAAGUCCCUGCUACGUUUCUGCCUUCGUCGGCCUCCAAACGCAGGCAUGCUCUCUACCGACCCACGGUCGUUGGCCGAUGUCGCGACCGGACUCUUAGAGAUAUUUCGUGAUCUCGAUAUCGAUGUAGACGCCGACUCACUCCCCGCGUCCAGCUUCAAGAUCGGCGGGUCGGCCGACGAUGAAGUAGACGAGCUGGCGAGCUCGGUAGCCGAACCCGUAAGCGGAACCGAACCGGAAAGCGAGGAUGAACUGCGAUAUCCUUGUCUACUGCCAUGGGGCGGAUGCGUGAUUGUGCGGAAGGGUAACCCCAAGGCGGCUGUUCCCAUUUCUUCCCCUUCUUCCACUCUUCCCCCAAACUCCCGCGGUUGCUGCACGCUCGAUAGCUUAGAGUUGCUCAUCCUUUCUUUACCGAUCUAA